Molecule: messenger RNA, 801 nt
Organism: Chanos chanos (milkfish)
Lineage: Eukaryota; Metazoa; Chordata; Actinopteri; Gonorynchiformes; Chanidae
Gene: ptf1a
Product: pancreas associated transcription factor 1a
Exons: 2
Coding region: 1-801 (266 amino acids)
Biological process (GO): developmental process; regulation of transcription by RNA polymerase II
Molecular function (GO): RNA polymerase II transcription regulatory region sequence-specific DNA binding; DNA-binding transcription factor activity, RNA polymerase II-specific; protein dimerization activity
Source: RefSeq, a predicted model, not a curated record
AUGGACACAGUGUUGGAUCCAUUCACGGGGUUGGAUUCAUUCUCCUCUCCUUAUUUCGACGACGAUGACUUGUUCACGGAUCAGUCCUCUAGGGACCAUUUGGAGACAGAUGAUUUCUUAGACGACGACGUCGACUUUCUUACCAGCCAAAUUCAAGAAUACUACAAAGACAGUCGGAUAGCGCAGGACGGGGAGUACUGUGAUGUUGGUAACUUCUCCUUCUCUUCAUCUUCGUCCACCUUCUCCUACGGAUGUGCGGACAGCACCUCGGAGCUGUCCCCGCACAGAGGCGACGGCCCGCUACUAAAAAAGCGGAGGCGCAUGAGAUCUGAGGCAGAGAUGCAACAGUUGAGACAAGCUGCCAAUGUGCGCGAGCGCCGGAGAAUGCAAUCCAUCAACGAUGCUUUCGAGGGGCUGAGAUCUCACAUCCCUACGUUACCCUAUGAGAAGAGACUUUCUAAGGUGGACACUUUACGGCUGGCGAUCGGUUAUAUCAAUUUCCUUGCAGAACUUGUGCAGUCCGACAUGCCAAUCCGGAACUCAAAUAGUGAUGCUUUGAAUCAGCCUAAAAAAGUCAUUAUCUGCCACAGGGGAACAAGAUCUCCGUCUCCAAGCGACCCUGACUACGGGCUGCCUCCACUUGCUGGUCACUCGCUGUCUUGGACUGAUGAGAAACAGCUGAGAGACCAGAACAUCAUUAGAACAGCGAAGGUCUGGACCCCUGAGGACCCACGAAAGUUGCACUUAAAAUCAUCGCUCAAUGACAUUGAGAAUGAGCCACCUUUCAACUUCAUCUCCUAA